Trichoderma virens Gv29-8 is the source of this 1713-nucleotide messenger RNA. RefSeq lists its product as uncharacterized. Gene Ontology annotation, molecular function: DNA-binding transcription factor activity, RNA polymerase II-specific; zinc ion binding. NCBI's taxonomy places the organism in Eukaryota, Fungi, Ascomycota, Sordariomycetes, Hypocreales, Hypocreaceae. Bases 1 to 1713 code for a protein of 570 amino acids. Gene Ontology annotation, biological process: regulation of DNA-templated transcription. The transcript has 4 exons. The record is from RefSeq and is a predicted model, not a curated record.
AUGGUGGGAGUCCCUGGAAGAUCCAAGGGCUGCGUCACUUGUCGGCGGCGAAAGAAGGGUUGCGAUAAAAACGUCCCGUCGUGCCAUCAAUGUAUACGGUCCGGCUUGAGAUGUGAAGGUUAUGGGCGAGACCUCGUCUGGGUCAACACCACGCCAGAUGGAGAUGAAAGCAAGGUUAAGCCGCAGCCAUCUCUAGGAAAAGCCUCAUCUGGCCAACAGAGACCAUGGAGUGUGAUUUAUACCACCAAGUCUAACAAAGGCAACGACAACAACAACAACAAUAACAACAGCACCGCUGUUGCCCUCCACGAUUCGCUCGCUCGCUCGGCCAGAGAGGAGCUCUUUUUCGGCAUACUCAUCGCCACAUCCCUUCCUUAUGGCCACCUGCUGUCCCCCAAGGCUUCAGCCAUCUCGACCAACGGGUGGGUAGCAGCGGUUGACGAAUAUUACAACAGAGAACCGGCUAUUAGAUAUGCAGCUCUGGCAAUGAGUGCAGGGUUCAUGGGUGUUCAGGAUCGGAAUAACCAAGUCACCCAACAUAGCCAACUCACACUUCAGGGUCUCGAGGCUUACAACCGUGCUAUCCGCGAAAUGGUCCGAGGAUUGAAAGACCCGAAGCGAUCUAAAAACGAUGGCGUCCUUGUGGCUGCGAGGAUAUUACAAUCUUACGAGUUAUUUUUCGGAAGUGCACCCGACUGGCGUGCCCAUAUUGAAGGCCAACUGUCUCUCUUUUUGGCUAGAGGACCGGAAUCCUUCAUGUCUGGACAAGCGCAUCAGCUGUACGUGGAUGGACGAGUUCUCGUGGUCAUGUUAGCAAUUGGAAGGCGAGCCAAAUCACCACUUCACUCACCCGAAUGGCGCACCGUUCCAUGGCGUAUUAUACCCAAGUCGAUCAAAGACAAGUUGAUGGACAUCAUGGAAGACAUCCCUUUCAUGCUGGUCAGCUACGACAACCUUCGCGCGUGCCAGGAUCCUGAUCGUGCCGACGAGCUCCGCCAGAUUGCCAUGUUGAACUGUGAACAUAUUUCAAACAGCCUGGACAUAUGGGAGGAGGAAAUGGGGCCUAUUCUUCACCAGUUUGAUUAUACGCUUGCCGGCUCUCCUCUCCCCGAGCCCAAGGACGACACGGAGAUUUCGCUCGUCUAUCUUUCAAGCUUGUACUGGGGUGCUCGUCUGAUGCUGUAUAGCACCCUUGGGAUGAUGAACAUGGCCUAUGCAGCGGCAUCAGUGAGCCCUAGCGCUGACUCUGUCCCGUCUCUCAGCGCCUCUCCCGCUUCGACUGCUCCCGUGUCGACACCAGCCACCUCUCCAGAAGAUGCAGCUACGACACCAGGCUUUUGCGAAGAACUCCCUCGGGUAAGGAUGGUCAACCCAGGAAUCUUUGCUCGCAAAAUUGCACACGCAGUCCCUCUGUUGUAUGGGCCUACUGCCGGUGCCAUGCAGGGCGCUUCAGGUCUCCUCCCCAUGGCCCUUGCGCUGCGUUUCUUUGCAACGACCGAGCCGCCCGGACAAAGGAGCGUAGAGUCUCAAAUGAUUUACAAUCUAUAUGCUAAGCCGUUCGUGGGCAGCUUUGUUGGACGCUUCCUCCAAGAUCUCCAGGGACCGCAGCUUUCCGAGAAGGCGAAGCGUGAUAGUGAGGUCAAGGCACAGCGGAAUAUCUUCUGGUAUGCGGUAUUGGGCAGUGAGAAUAUUGUGCGUAAUGAAGCUUCAUGA